Molecule: messenger RNA, 433 nt
Organism: Astrephomene gubernaculifera
Lineage: Eukaryota; Viridiplantae; Chlorophyta; Chlorophyceae; Chlamydomonadales; Astrephomenaceae
Source: the annotation of a GenBank genome assembly
GUGUUCGACCCCAGCACGGCCACCACCCGCGGGGCGGCGGGGCGCGAGCAGCGGGGCCGCAUCACACUGCUGCUGAGGUACCUGCCGGAGCACCGGGAGGGGCUGUGUGCGGCCCCCCUCGGCACCGCAGCUGCCAGCACGCACCCCCCCCCGGCCUGCACCGGCAACGGCAACAGCGGCACCUGCAACAGUGUCCAGCCCGACGGUCGCACCACCAAGGGUCGCAACAGCAACACCCGCCACACACGCACGCAGUCGCUGCCAUGGGCUGCCAGCAGCAUGCAGCCCCCCGGCGGACGGGGCGACAGGGCCCACUCGGUGCCCUGCAAGCCCUUCGACCCCUCGGGGCCGCCGCAGCCGGGCUACGCUGGCUGCAACGGAGGCGGAGGCUGUCCGGAGGAGGAGGAGCAGGGGGGGACGGGGGCCGGCGAGG